Messenger RNA from Bombina bombina (fire-bellied toad), 2385 nucleotides. RefSeq names its product transmembrane protein 104 (gene SLC38A12). Bases 260 to 1729 code for a protein of 489 amino acids. The transcript is spliced from 10 exons. The record is from RefSeq and is a predicted model, not a curated record. Lineage: Eukaryota; Metazoa; Chordata; Amphibia; Anura; Bombinatoridae.
GUAGUGACUGAGAGCUUGUUACUGGUGGCAACCAGCUAUUCACGUUACUUCCGGAUUACAGGACCUUAGCCACGCCCCAAUAAUUUGCUGACGAAUAAGGAAGCAUACCUAGGGUUCCUGCGCGGUGACGUUUUAAUCGAUUGAUAUGAUUGGCUAAAGAGUCUAUUGACGACUUAUAGUUUUGGCACGUGAUCCGGAUACACUCGGAACUGUUGGAAGCCGGUAGCAACGGUCUCGUUGCCCCUUUUCACCCCUCACAAUGGCAGGCGACAUUACAGAGACGGGGGAACUGUACUCUCCAUUUAUUGGUCUUGUCUACAUGUUUAACCUUAUUGUUGGCACGGGGGCCCUCACCAUGCCUAAGGCCUUUGCAGGGGCAGGUUGGUUGGUCAGUCUCAUCUUGAUCAUCUUUUUAGCAUUCAUGAGUUAUAUGACAACAACCUUUGUAGUUGAAGCCAUGGCUGCUGCCAACGCUCAGCUGCGCUGGAAAAGAUGGGAGAAGGAAGAGGACUCUGACUCAUCAGAAAGCUCAGAAAGUGAAUCUCUGACCCAUCCUGAUUACAACAGAGCAGAGGUCCGACCCAUCCUUUCUGUGCAGCGUCGGGGAUUAUCUGAUCCAUUUGAGAUUGUAGAGCGUGUGGAAAUGGGUCAGAUGGCUUCUAUGUUUUUUAAUAAAGUUGGAGUGAACCUGUUUUAUAUCUGCAUUAUUAUAUAUCUGUAUGGUGACCUAGCUAUAUAUGCAACAGCUGUGCCCCUGUCCCUGGUGCAGGUCACAUGCUUCACUGGGAAUGUUUCGUGCGGGACACGAACAGGAGAGAAGAAUAUUACAGACCCAUGCUGGGGAUCCAUUCGACGCAUUGAUGCUUAUAGGAUCUACUUGACUGUGUUCGUGGUCCUCUUGGGUCCUUUUACAUUCUUCAAUGUGCAAAAGACAAAAUACCUCCAGAUUUUGACAUCCCUCAUGAGAUGGAUAGCUUUCAUCAUCAUGAUUGUUCUGGCAUUGAUCCGGAUCAGUGAAGGUAAAGGGGACGGUCACCCACCUAUGGCAGAGGUGUCAGGAAUCCGAAAUCUGUUUGGAGUGUGCGUGUACUCCUUCAUGUGCCAACACUCCCUACCAUCACUUAUCACUCCUGUGUCAAAGAAGAAACACUUGACUGGACUUGUGCUUCUGGAUUACUUCUUGGUUCUGUCCUUUUACAGCCUACUCUGCUUUACGGCCAUCUUCUGUUUCAGCUCAGGGGCCCUAAUGGACAUGUAUACACUCAACUUUAGUGGCUGUGACUCACUGGCCCCCCUUUUCCUUGGCUACUUUCUUGGUCUCUUCCCUGUAUUUACCAUCAGCACCAACUUCCCAAUCAUUGCUGUUACUCUACGCAACAACUGGAAGACACUUUUCCAUAGAGAUGGUGGGACCUAUCCGUGGCUUGUUGACCGCAUAGUUUUUCCACUCAUAACCCUGGUUCCUCCUAUUAUUGUAGCCUUCUGUACCACUAACCUUGAGGUCUUGGUGAGCGUCACUGGGGCGUAUGCUGGAAACGGUAUCCAGUACAUUAUUCCAGCAUUUCUGGUGUUUUGCAGCCGCAAAGACUCUGCUCUGGUGUAUGGACCUGAGCUCUCAAAUAAGCACUGUUCUCCUUUCCGGCAAUCUGGUUGGGUGUGGUUUGUGUUAUGCUGGGCCCUGACUUGUCUAAUCUAUGUCACAGCCAACAUUAUUCUGACUGAUGUCUAAUCUUGUCCUGUGGCCAGAGAAAGGACAAGGGAUCUGGGCAAUGCUGUGUCUGUGCAGGUCACAGGAUCUAGUUUAAGGACGAUUGUGUCAUCUAUUACCCGUGUGGGGUUAUUUCUUUCCUCGAAAGUGGGGCUGGUUCUCCACCUCCUCAGUGUGCCCUCAGCAUUUCAAGUACUAGUCUGGACUUAGUGAUACAAUAAAACUCUGUAUCCGAGACCCUGACACCUAAGCGCCUGGCGAUGCCUGACUUUGUGCCUUUUUAUUUUUCACAUUGAGGGUGCUUUGUGUGCAGAGGUCAUGCGGGCACCAUAGCUGCUAAGUACAUUAAGGGUUACAGUGGCGCCCUGUCCGCUCUGCAUCUAUUGAACAUUUUGACAAACUGGUUGCUUUCUGUGUCAGCGUCCAAUGGUUGCCCUGCUAUGCUGUUCCUGAAGGUCAUACUGGUGUCGUGCUUCUGAAGGGGAUACUGGUUACUAGUGUACAGCUGCUGAAGACCGUACUACUGCUGUGGGUCAUGCCAUGCCCUGCAGCUUUUCCCCCUGAAGAUCCUCUCUAGCUGAUUUUGUGUCCUCAGAGUGGCACGGGGUCAUUAGCUCCCUAAGGAGCAGUCAGUAGGACUCACCUAUUUGCACACAGAAUAAAAUCAGUAAAACAAG